GGAGUCUGAAGCCGCAACUGCGAACCUUCUCCCUUGCGAGUUCCGAGCCCCCAAUCGCUCCUAAAUUCUCACUAAUUCUCAGCUCCCUUUCUCCGGUUUCCCCUCGCCACCGAUCUCUCUCUCUCGAAUCUUACUCGCCUGCUCCCACUCCUAGGUUCGUUCACGAUUCGAUUUUGAUAUGGGGCUGUACUACGGAGCUAAAGAGGUCCUAAAGAUUCAAAAGUUUCGAAGACUUGUGUCCUAUACUGGAUUCUAUCUCUUCGUUUCCGUUUUGAGUUACGCUUAUACAAGCAAUACAACUAGAGCUGGGUAUUCUCGAGGGGAUCAAUUUUAUGCUUCUUACCCUGCUGGUACAGAGCUCUUGACAGACACUACGAAGUUGUACAAAGCUGCUCUUGGGAAUUGUUUUGAAAUAGAAGAAUGGGGUCCAAUUGAAUUCUGCGUCAUGGCUAAACAUUUUGAACGUCAAGGAAAAUCGCCUUAUGCAUAUCAUUCUCAAUACAUGGCACAUCUUCUGUCUCAUGGACAACUUGAUGGAAGUGGGUAGGAAAACACCAAUCAACAACCAAAGAGCUUUGAGACUUUUUACUACCAUGAUGGGGCUGCGCACUUCAAUACUAAAAUUCUAAUUUUUUUGAAAUUGAAGCAUUGUUGUAGGUUUGAGCAUAGAUAGCUCAAUUGAUCAUGAUUACACGAAUAACUUCACUUAUGGGUCUUAGGUUCGAAUCAUCGCCCCUUUGUUUGAUUUGUAUUAUUCUUUGAAUAUAUAUGGAUCGGCUGCUAGGCAUUGUAUGUUACUAAUUAUACGAGAACAUAAAUAAGACUUGAUCUUCCCCUCUUC
This is a messenger RNA of Cucurbita pepo subsp. pepo (vegetable marrow), 841 nucleotides long. RefSeq lists its product as uncharacterized. NCBI's taxonomy places the organism in Eukaryota, Viridiplantae, Streptophyta, Magnoliopsida, Cucurbitales, Cucurbitaceae. The record is from RefSeq and is a predicted model, not a curated record.